Penicillium argentinense is the source of this 2217-nucleotide messenger RNA. RefSeq names its product DNA polymerase epsilon noncatalytic subunit. Gene Ontology annotation, biological process: DNA-templated DNA replication; error-prone translesion synthesis. The record is from RefSeq and is a predicted model, not a curated record. Bases 1 to 2217 code for a protein of 738 amino acids. Lineage: Eukaryota; Fungi; Ascomycota; Eurotiomycetes; Eurotiales; Aspergillaceae. Gene Ontology annotation, cellular component: epsilon DNA polymerase complex. The transcript has 2 exons. Gene Ontology annotation, molecular function: DNA binding.
AUGGAGCCGACCUCUACCCCUCGGCAUACGGAUCGCCUCAAGGCUACUGAUCCAAUUCCCUCAUCUUCUCCGGCAUUUGGCACACCAGCUCGGCCCUUCCGCAUGCCCAAGACUUAUGCACCUCCCACCAAAACAUCUAUCUUACCUAUCCUACUUCCGCCUUCCACACUUCGCCCAGUCGCCUUCCGAACGUUCACUCGCAAGCAUAACCUGACUAUUUCAUCACCGGCACUUCAAAUCUUGGCAGUUUUUGUUGGAAAGAAUUGUGGAUCAGGAUGGCGCGAAGAGGGUCUUGCGGAGAAAGUCCUUGAUGAGACCCUCGAGGGGAGCAUGAGUGGCGGGCGAGUCGUUGCUGGGAAGACAACAUCCUCAGAUGGGUCCUCGAAGGUGUCCGGUAUGGGUGCCGAUGUCGGACGCAUUGACCUGAACAAAGAUCACUCGCAGGGAUCUCUUACAUCGAGGGCCGCAGGCGCCGAGGAAGACGAAUCUCAAAUAUCCACACAUCCUCGCAACUGGCUCAAAGUUAUCGAGGCUUUUGACCUCCCUCGCCUGACCUACAAUGUCGACAAGAAGUAUUUCGAAGCAGUCAAGUCGAAACCGACUCUGUUCCCACCCCCUUCACACAAGACUGCACUUUUCCGAGACAGGUAUAAUCUGGUGUACCAACGGCUGCUCCGCAACGAAUCCUUCCAAAGCUCCUUUAGCAUAGCGGGUAUUCCUUCGCUCCAACGAUCGUCAUCGAACAUUGCCACUCAACAAUCAUACAAGUUGACACCAAUUGCAAAUUUGCUUGGUCGGAGCGGUACAUCUCAUCUUCUACUGGGCUUGCUCGCAACAUCUCCUACUGGCGAUCUGUCAUUAGUGGACUUGACAGGAACUGUGGCCCUGGAUUUGAGCCAUGCGAGAAUGAUUCCAGAAGAUGGUGCCUGGUUCGCGCCUGGUAUGAUUGUGCUUGUUGAUGGGAUCUAUGAAGAAGAGGAGAUGGUCAAGGGCUCCAUUUUGGGAGGGAAUACUGGAGUCGGAGGGGCCAUUGGAGGUCAUUUUGUCGGCGUGUCCAUUUGUGGUCCUCCUUGCGAGAGAAGAGAUAUCUCGCUCGGGACUGGUAAUCGUCAGGGAAGCGGCGAACUCAGCUCAAGUGGUGGGUUUGGCUGGGUGGACUUCUUGGGAAUAGGCAGUGAGCGCGCCCAGGGUACUCGCAUGAGGAGAAUCCAGGAGAAGUGUCUUCAGAGUGAACCAGAAGCCACGGAGGCCACACCACCCCGAUUGAAGCUUGCGGUAAUGAGUGAAAUAAAUCUCGACAACAUGAGAACAUUGGAUGCUCUGCGGAAGGUGUUCAGUUCUUAUAACGAUCUUGCACUCCAUGAACGGCCUCAGACUUUUGUUCUUAUAGGCAACUUCGUGCAAAGAGCGGUUAUAAACGGGGGCGGACGAGCUGGGAGUAUCGAGUACAAGGAAUAUUUUGAUUCGCUUGCGGUUGUUCUCUCCGAAUUCCCUGCCUUGCUGCAGCACUCGACAUUUGUAUUCGUUCCCGGCGACAACGACCCUUGGGCCUCAGCUUUUUCAGCAGGUGCAGCUUCUUCAAUACCGCGCCAACCGAUCCCCGAGCUUUUCACUUCCCGGGUUCGGCGUGCAUUUGCAACAGCAAAUUCGGAACUCGAUAGAUCCCAGACGUCUGAGCCGGCAGGCGAGGCGGUGUGGACUUCAAACCCGGCCCGUUUAUCAUGGUUUGGACCUGUGCAUGAUAUUGCUAUCUUCCGGGACGACAUUUCUGGACGGUUAAGGCGCAGUGCUAUAGACACCAAGGCCGACGAGGAUGAAUCCGACACUACCAUGCACGAGGCCCUUGAGAAUGAUACAGUCUCGAUGGAACCAGAGCCUACGGAGCAGGUAAACGGAAACAGAAAUGAUGCUGUGUCACCAGCUGCACUCAUGGCUCGCAGGCUGGUGAAGUCUGUUCUAGACCAAGGGACAAUUUCCCCGUUUCCCUUGACGAUGCGGCCUGUUCUCUGGGACCAUUCAUCUGCUGUUCAGCUAUAUCCGCUCCCUACUGCCCUGGUUCUGGCCGACUCCGAAGCCACGCCUUUCUGUAUGACUUAUGAAGGCUGUCAUGUCAUGAACCCGGGACGCUUGCUUCCGGAGGGUGGCCUACAAAACGUAAGAUGGGUUGAGUAUGAUGUCUUGCGGAAUCGGGGCAAAGUGAGAGAGGAGCGGUAUUAA